Molecule: messenger RNA, 2372 nt
Organism: Actinia tenebrosa (Australian red waratah sea anemone)
Lineage: Eukaryota; Metazoa; Cnidaria; Anthozoa; Actiniaria; Actiniidae
Product: beta-1 adrenergic receptor
Biological process (GO): G protein-coupled receptor signaling pathway
Cellular component (GO): membrane
Molecular function (GO): G protein-coupled receptor activity
Source: RefSeq, a predicted model, not a curated record
CUUGAAAUUCACUUUUACUCAAAGGCAUUCUUGAAUUAAAGUUAACUUUAUUUAUAAGGUUGGUGCUAGCACGAGAAGUGAAGACAUCAAGUCAAUAGUCAGAUUUCUGUGGUAUAGCGCGAACGUUAAAUCAAAGAUAAAGAGAGUCUUCCGUCUGGCAAGGCUUCGCAAACAAACAAGAAAAAACACGUCAUCUGUGACGUGAAGACAGGUGAAUUUCACGAAGAGAGAUAACAACACUGGAGAUAAAUCCUGGAAAGCUAAACUACAGCGUUGAAAUAAGUAAACAURAAUUAAAUGGCUCACGAUUUGUUCUGAUAGAAUAAUAAGCUUUGGCUAACGUAAKUUGGAGGAAUUCAUUUAAACUCUUGGAUAAAGAUAUAAUUUGAAGAACAAUAGGAGGCACUUACGUAAUAGCGCCCAUGGUUUGGUGAGUAAGUAUAUUAGGGUUUACGGACAAGAACAUUGUUAUUCUUUUUGAUCUGCGCCAAAGCAAGAUGAACGUGACCGGUUGCCUUUACUUCCCUGUUCGUUCAUUCGAGGUUACACGGCUUAUCGUAGCCUCCAGUGUGUCUGCUAUAAGUUUAAAUGCCAUUAUGAUUAUUGUUGCGUCGAUUGGAAACGCUUUGGUAAUCAUGGCUAUAUUCAAGACAAGGGAACUUCGGACAACUGGAAACAUCUUGAUUUUAUUUCUUGCUGUAACAGAUUUUUUGGUUGGUAUUGUUGUGCAGCCAUUAUUUAUGGCAUUUGAACUUGCUACUAUACAUGCAAAGCCACCAAACUGCCCAGUCGUGGUCGUGUAUACAGUAACCCGGGCGUUAUGUUCGAUAUUGUCCUUGGUGACAGUACUGCUAGUGGGCCUCGAAAGAUCCCUCGCGAUAUUCAAGCCUUUAAAAUAUUCAAGUCUGGUCUCGAAGCGUCGCAUAGUCUCCCUUGUGUUAGGCAUUUGGUUAUUUUGGACUUUGAUAGUAAUGAGUCGAUUUAUUGGAGUCACAACGAAGAUCUUUCGCAUUACGGUCAGUAGUGUCAUCAUCACCUGUCAUUUUCUUACUGGGUGUGCGUACAUCCGUAUCGAGAGACUAGCAUCUAGGCAUGUAAAAAACAUCAAGGCACAGAUGGUCAGUGUAGCUAACAGCGCCAAUGGCCGUGCUUCGAAGUGCAAAAGAGAAAAACGAGCUCUCAGGACUACUACUCUUAUAGUAGGUUGCAUUUUACUCUGCUAUAUACCGAUUGUUGGGGUUCUAUUAGCAAACAUCUUGGCUCGACUCGAGGCACAGGUAUCACAUGUCAUGUUUACCUGGGCAGAUAGCUUUGCGUAUCUCAACAGCUCUUUAAAUCCAAUSAUCUACUGCUUGAGAAACGCCGAAUUUCGACGAGGGAUUUGGUCGAUUUUAAGGCUGAGGRAAAAAGAAAGAGACAAUCAAGUUGCUUUGGAAACAACUGGAAGAAUCACUCGCGCUACGACAAUGGAAAAUGUAGCAACGGCCAUGACAGGUGAAUCUCCAGUUCUGUUGCAAAUUARGUAUUUAGAGAAUACGACGAGGUAACUAUCCUUCCAAGACAGAAAUUGGAAUGAAACAGCAUUUACUUUUCAUGCAAAGAUAAUAUCAGCAAUUAUAUUCGUCAAAGGUGAAGCGAUUUUCGGUGAAUUCACCGAGACGAAGGCGAACCGAAAAUGACMUUCGUAGAAGAUAAGGAGGAAAACCGGAAAAACCUUCUCACCUCAAGAGAGUAAACAAAUAGAUCUGCUCAUAUAAUUAUGUUGGUUUAGUCUAGAUAGUCUAGAUAGCCCUAGGAACUAAACACAAAAUCAAGGAAAGAGGCAGUGCUUUCCUUGCGACAACGGAACCAAAGUGGGGAAAAAAAAAAAAAGAAAAAAAGGAAAAAAAAAAACGAAAAUGGAGAGUAAAAGUGCAACAACAAAGUUUGUAAUCAGCUUCGAAUUUUAGUCUUCGAAUAAAAAGAAAGCGUAUGUCAAUCUUGCAGAGAAAGUUUCUUUCAAGAUAUAUCAAACCCCAGCCCAACUGUCUACAGCCUCUUAAGGCCCGUUUACACAGGCGAUUUUUUCGGCGAUUCUUGCGGCGAUUCUCGUGCGAUCAUAAACUACCGGUGAUUUUGAGGCGAUAAAUUCAAGUCGCCGAUGAAUCGCCGCUAUUCUGAACACGUUCGAAUUUAUUGCGAUUUUUCGGUGAUAUUUUCUGCAAGAAUCGCAGUGGAAAUCGCACUGCAAAUCGCCGAAAAAAAUCGUUUUUGUAAAYGGGCCUUUAUAGCACAUGAAAUAUCAAAGAAAUCAGAAGCGAUUUCGAUUAUAGAGACACAGGUUGCUAGAUUUAGCUCGGGAAAGUCUCCCGUGAAAAAACUACCCCAGCUGC